This is a messenger RNA of Cyclocybe aegerita, 1017 nucleotides long. NCBI's taxonomy places the organism in Eukaryota, Fungi, Basidiomycota, Agaricomycetes, Agaricales, Hemipholiotaceae. The record is from the annotation of a GenBank genome assembly.
AUGAUGUCGGAAUACGACACCUCUCCCGAUUUUUUGCAGGAGGGCGACGCUAGCCACACUCGCGUCAAUGCUUGGCUGAGAGGUAUCGCUCUUGCCGAGAACGAGGCGUCAGAUACCGCUUCAAGUCCUAAUACGGCUCCAGCCGCUGCAUUGAGCUUGGAGGAUCGCUGCUCUCGCGCCAAGCGCCGCCUCCGCGGGCGGUCUUUCCCUAACUAUCCUGGUUCGGUCAACGACCCUUCUGAUUUAUCUACGCGCUAUCUGUCAAGCAACCGGGCAUCUGAAGUGUUUCCGCCACCCGUCCACUUUCAUACAUCCCCACCCGUAGCGCGUGGGCCGCCAAAACCAACAUCGACCACAUUCAGCCCUCCGUCGAUUUACAGCCUUGACAGCGACGGCCAUGAAAAUUUCCUCCCGUACAUCGAAAUCGACUGGGACUCGGAGCCUGCCCAAGCGUGGCCGUCGAACGUGGACGAGGACGAGGCGGGGCGACGAGAAAGGAAGGCCAGCGUGACGUCCACGUCGCCAGUGCCAUCCUACUACUUCGAAAACAUGCCCGAAUCACUGUGCGUCGUGCACGACCCUUCGACACCAACCAGUACGGCGUCCUUCUACGUGCAGAAAUGUGCGUACUAUGUCCCCACCGAAACAUCAGCUUUCAAAGAGGGUUAUCCUCUCCCCGAUUCCUCCUGCCCAAGUCCAUUCGCUAUGACGUUUUCGUUCGUUCCUGCUCUGCCAUCUAUCACGCCCACUACAACCUCUUCGAGUCUUCGACUCCAACACCAGUCUGCGGGCAGAGAGGGGGCCACAGGCGGUCCUAGCCCACCGACUCAUCAAAGGACCGACUCAUCGACCUCCAGCUCAGCGGUUUCACUCUCCACGACUAUAAAUGUGACUGAGAGCCUCGCAAAGACUUACAUCGCCGGGUGCGAGUCCCCGAAAAGUUGCGAAGAGAACCCAACAUGGGACAGCAAUCAACUUGGAGAACAGGAUUUAGCGCUCGUGAUCUUCCCCGGUUAA